AUGGAAAAUUUAGAACUGCUUACAUCAUUUCAGACACUCCCAAAGAAUGUGGUUGUCCAUACUUCUGACUACAGUAUCCUUAUAUCUACUGGGUUACCUAUAGCUUUCCAAGAUAAACUGGCAUCAUUUGGAAGUUCAUGGAAGCAUCUAUGUAAAUAUGGAAAUGACGAUGUGAUCAUAUUGGAAAGAUAUGGUAGCAACUAUUGGAUAUCAUAUCCAACUUCAAUUCGUGAUAUAGACGAAAUACCAAAGCCAUUAGCAGAACUUGACAAGGAACCAAACACAGAGAGACCUAGCAAAAUAAUCGAAUUUUAUAAACAGGAAUUUUUAAAGAUAUUAGAAGAAAUGGAUAUUGACAAGACCCAGGCUCCAGUAGUAGGGAAUUUGAAGUUGAAUAUGUUACCUCCAGAUACAACAAUAGAAAAUAUUGCUCCUACUACUUACGAUCCAAAAGCAUAUCUAGAAAUUAAAUAUAACGAAAGCUUAUUUUCUACAAAUAAUCCUCUGGUGUAUUUUGUGAAGUCAUCAUUAAGUAGGCUACGAAGCAUGUGCAAGACGACAGACAAGGUUGAAUAUUUGACGUUAUAUAAAGAUAACAUUUUGGAGUUCUUCUUGGAUAUUGAUUCAUUUAAUAAGAAACAUCAAGGUAAUAAACUCAUUGCUAUUCCUUCAGAAAAAGAUACAACAGAGAAGAACAGAAGGUUGUAUUUACAGCAAUUGAAUGUGAAUCUAGAAGAAGAAGAGAUGGUUAUUAAAAAUGAUAUAGGAAUGUUAUUGAAACUUCGAGAAAUUAAAUUACAAAUCAUUCUUAUAUUGGAAUUGAUUAUUAUCAAUGAUUUAGAUUCCAAAUUUGUAGAAUUUGACAAAGAAUAUGCCAAUCGGUUAAAGAAAAGGUCGUUAAAUUUAACCAAGCCUAGUGUAUUUAAGAGUAGAAGAAGAGUGAAAAUAAAAUUAAAUGAAGAUAAGAACACUACUGAAUUAGAUAAUAAAAAGAAUAAAUCUGAUUUUAUUGAGCAAUUAGAUUUAUAUCUAGAUAAUUUGAAUAUUCUAGAUAUUUUAUUGGCAAGCGAGCCAGAAAUGAUGGAUAAUGAAAACUUAAGAAAGAUCCAAGAACAAAAACUAAAUUUAAUGAAUAAGACAAAAGAGGCUUCUUCAGUCGGAUUUAUUAAUUAUAUAUUAAUCCCAUUUUAUAAUAAAAGGGUACCGAACGCAAUAAAGUUCAUUGCAAGUAAAUUAAAAGCUCCAAGUUUGAAAUCUAGAGAGAACUUUGGAAAAUCGUCAUCAAAAAACUCUCUAUCAGACUUACAAUUUGAUAUGAAAAAUUUCGAAAAUGGUAUCGGUAGUUCUCAAAGCUCUUCCAGAUAUAGUUCAACACCUUCGUCACCUAAAAUUAAGAUGCCACCUUUCUUGAAAAGGACAUCAACAAUUCAGAAGGCUCCCAAUUUCAUUAUUGAGCACUCUAGUUCUAAUUUAUCAGAAUUUUUGGAGUCAAAACAGUCAUUUAGUAAGCCAGCUUCACUCAGUAGAACAAAUUCCGAUUUGAGUAUGCUUCAAAAAAGACAAUUAUCGGUGACCGAAUUAGCAACUUCUUCGCAGGUGAUAUCGACGACAUCACUUGUAGUAAGUGAGCUUCCAGGAAAUGCACUUAAACGGUCUUAUAACGAUGCACGUAAACAGAAAUCAUUCCGCAGAGUCGGUAAAAUGAAAUCCACCACUACACUUGCUGAAAUGGUUAAUGAAAGACCCAGAGGUGAUAGAAAUUCCGAGGAAAUGGUUCAAGUCACAGCAACUCCAUUAACCAAAAGAAGAGAAGCCCUUAAGAGUGAUAUAUUGAAUAAUAUUAUAGAAUCACCUGUUAUUGCAGAAACAUCACUCUCUGAAGGUAAAAUUAUACAAGACUCACCAUAUAGUUCUACGCAAGAAUUAGCAACCAAGGUGCAUUCCCCUAAUGUUAGGAAGAAAGUCAAAAGACGGCUAUUUGCACCUUCGACAUAA
Molecule: messenger RNA, 1995 nt
Organism: Tetrapisispora phaffii CBS 4417
Lineage: Eukaryota; Fungi; Ascomycota; Saccharomycetes; Saccharomycetales; Saccharomycetaceae
Gene: SLD3
Product: Sld3p
Exons: 1
Coding region: 1-1995 (664 amino acids)
Biological process (GO): DNA replication initiation
Cellular component (GO): DNA replication preinitiation complex
Source: RefSeq, a predicted model, not a curated record